Gossypium arboreum is the source of this 2252-nucleotide messenger RNA. Its product is annotated as YTH domain-containing protein ECT2-like. Lineage: Eukaryota; Viridiplantae; Streptophyta; Magnoliopsida; Malvales; Malvaceae. Bases 201 to 2177 code for a protein of 658 amino acids. Gene Ontology annotation, biological process: mRNA destabilization. The transcript is spliced from 9 exons. The record is from RefSeq and is a predicted model, not a curated record. Gene Ontology annotation, molecular function: mRNA binding. Gene Ontology annotation, cellular component: cytoplasm.
AUUGUUUUACAUUUUAAAACUAAAUCCACUUUUAAAGUAAUUAAUUAAUUAAAAUAAGUAAAACGAAAGAGGAUGGGAGAUGCUUAUAUACGAAAACAGAAAUAGAAAGAUACAGCCUGCAUCUGUAGAUUAGCUUUAGAUUCUUGAAGGCAAUCUUUCUUUUUUCUUUUAUUUUAUUUUGUUUGUUUUACAGAAGAUUCAUGGCGGCAACGUCAGAUCGUACCCCUGAAGAGCAACGUGCUGAUCCUGAAAGUGUGAAGGAGCAGGUAACUCCACUUUCAACAAAAAAUGAGAUGUCUGUUUCUCCUAACUCCUCCCAUGAUACUGCCCCAAUAGGUCAUCCGAGGGAUAGCACUAGUCAAUCUGGUUCAACUGGAGAUCGUAAUGUCUACUCACCUACAAUAUAUGCCCCUCAGGCACAGUCUUUCUACUACAGAGCAGGGUAUGACAAUGCCGCUGGUGAAUGGGAUGAGUAUCCACCAUAUGUAAAUGCUGACGGACUAGAACUUGGAUCUAUGGGUGUCUACAAUGACAAUCCAUCGCUAGUCUUCCACCCUGGAUAUGGCUACAAUCCGCAAAUGCCAUAUGGACCAUAUUCCCCAGUCACUACACCUUUGCCUUCUGUAGGUGGUGAUGCACAGUUGUACUCUCCUCAGCAAUUCCCAUUCUCAGGGCCACCAUAUUAUCAGCAGUUAGUUCCUCCAAGUAUGCCUUAUAUUAGUUCACCUACUACAGUUUCACAACCAGAGCUAACCACCUUAGUUAGCAUUGACCAACAAGGUGAUAACAUGCUUUUUGGACCAAGGCCCAGUUAUAACACUCCAUUGGGUUCUUUCGGUAGAGGCAGUUUCCCCGGAAAUCCUGGUAACCUAGGAUUUAAUGAUUCACAGCAAGGUUUUGAUGGAUUAAGGUCUGGAGGACUUUGGUCAGAUUGGUCUAAGCCUUCUGACAGACAGAGAUCUUUGACUCCCAUAUCUCCAGCAGUAUCUCCCCAGCCAUUUGGGCCAAUUGGGCAGAAUGUUCCAAUGGCAUCUCAGCAGCAAAGGUUAUUUUAUCAGUUAGGAUCCGGUGUGACCUCCUAUAACAGAGGCUUCAUGCAAAGUGACCUCAACCAAGAUCCCCGUUUUGGAAGUGCAUCAAUUCCUAGUUUGGGUGCAAACAGUAGGGGCUGGCUAUCACUUGAUAGUAACAGACGGCGUGGAAGGGGCAGUGGUGCCCCCCUAUGUGGGUGUAACGGUGCUCUUGAUAUCCUUAGUGAGCAAAACCGAGGACCAAGGGCCUCAAAACCCAAGAAUCAAAUCACAGCUGAACAUAGUUCUUCCAUUGAUGAUAGUAAAAACAACAAAUCUUUAUCCAAGAUCCAUGAUGAGUCAUACAACAGGCCAGAUUUCUCAACUGAUUACAAGAAUGCUAAGUUCUUUAUAAUCAAGUCAUACAGUGAAGAUAAUGUUCACAAAAGUAUCAAAUAUGGUGUGUGGGCUAGCACACCUAAUGGGAACAAAAAGUUGGAUGCUGCAUAUCGUGAGGCCAAGGAGAACCAAGAUCCUUGCCCGGUCUUUCUCUUCUUUUCGGUAAAUGCUAGCGCUCAGUUCUGUGGGGUUGCUGAAAUGGUUGGACCUGUUGAUUUUGACAAGAGUGUUGAUUACUGGCAGCAAGAUAAAUGGAGCGGGCAGUUCCCUGUUAAAUGGCAUUUUAUCAAAGAUGUUCCAAACAGUCAGUUCCGUCACAUCAUACUGGAAAAUAAUGAUAAUAAGCCAGUAACUAACAGUAGAGACACUCAGGAGGUGAGACUGGAGCAAGGAAUUGAGAUGUUGAACAUCUUUAAAAGUUUUGAAACUGAUACAUCAAUCCUGGAUGAUUUUGACUUCUACGAGGACAGGCAGAAAGCAAUGCAGGAGCGUAAGGCUAGACAACAAGCUAGUCUCAUGUCUGUAGGGGUUGUAGGAGAAACUGAGCAUAGAAAUGCCGUCUCUUUAUCCAACGACUUCAUGAAGCAGAUGUCAAAGAGCUUUGCUCAAGUUGUGUGCUUGGAUGAUGGCAAUAAAGAUGGCACCGCCAUUGAGAGAACAAGUUCUGCUUCUGAUGGUUCGAAAGUUGCAAGGGUUAAACUUGAAGAUGCUAUGACGGCAGCCGUCUCUUCUGGUCAGGUGAGUAUAAUAGUGAAGAUAAUGGGCUGAUUUCAUGCUUUGUAAAGUUCCCCCAUCUUUGCAGGUAGUUUAAUAAAAAAGAAUACAACAAUUGAUGUUGUGGAA